Molecule: messenger RNA, 1146 nt
Organism: Alternaria arborescens
Lineage: Eukaryota; Fungi; Ascomycota; Dothideomycetes; Pleosporales; Pleosporaceae
Exons: 1
Coding region: 1-1146 (381 amino acids)
Source: RefSeq, a predicted model, not a curated record
AUGAACAAUCGCAUACCGGACAUGCUUGACCAUGACGAGUUUCCUUACUGCAUCUGGCAUCCAAGCACGCCCAGCCAAGACACUUGCCGAGCGGUCUUACAACAAUACCCGCAAAUGGUUUACCAGAUUGGCCGUGUCUGCGCGAUAGCUGGCUACACUGACCUCUAUCACUCACUUGCCCUUCUUCCAGAAGCUCAUAUCGCUGGAGAAGCACGCGAUAGCGACAAUCCGGACAUCUAUAACGCAAUCACUUCCCAGCCGGUAAAGUAUGCUGUCUUCAACGACUACACGCGAGCCUACACACCAUGCUCUCCACGCCCUUCUCUCAUCAAUGGAGACAUGUGUGUACGCUCUAUGCUUGAGGUCAAGCAGCGAUACACCCCGCCCUGGCCCGUUAAAUCCAACGCGUCAUCUUGGUACCGACGUGAUGGCUUCAGAGAGCGCUAUUUUGAUAUCACAGAAGACAUGUCCAUCGACACUUACAGCGUAAGCGCUGUAAAGACCAACCAGUCCAUUGUGGUCCCCCUGCUGUACAAUCCGCUCCCCGCCGAUCUACCCACGGUGCAAAAAGACCUCCUAAUCCUCAUGGCCGCUGUACAAGGCAACAUCGAUCGGUACGCGCGCCUACAUCGACCACUCCUUAUACAGCAAGAAGGCCCCUGCCUUGUCUGCGGCAUCUACCAUCACCCUCUCUUCGCAAAGUGGGUGGCGCAGCAGCUCGACGCUGGUGACUCGCUCUUCGACACGCUGCGGGUGAAGAAAGCGCUUCAUGCACGAUUCGUCGUGAGCAACAAUCUCGAGCGCAUUACUGUAGAUACGAAAAGAUAUGAGCUGCCGUACUUGAUAUGGUAUCCGCAAUUUGCGGUGCCGGAGACGUACAUCGAACUCGCGACGAGGCGGCCGGAUAUGCGUGUACAAGUUGCGCGAGCUUACGUUGUAGCAGACUACUCGGAUGCGUAUUGCGAGAUUGGGGCGCCAUGGGACAGGGCACUUGCGAGGGAGGCCGAAGGGAGUUUCAACUCUCUCUACGCAGAGGAUAUGAGGAAGAAAGCUGAGGCUGCGGGUGUGAAGUACGAAGGCUACGACUACAGGGAAGACAAAAAAAGGAUUUGUCGAGCCCUGGAAACUCUUCACCGUCAAGAGUAA